AUGAUUUGGCGAGCUGCCGGAAUGAGGCGGCUGCUGGGGUCGUCGGUAGGCGGUGCACGCGUGGGCGUGGCGCUGCUGUUCGUCGCACUCGUCGUCGCAUGGACCGUCGCAUACUUCGCGACGGCGCACUUCACGCUGCUCACUUCGCCGUCCGCCUUCGCACUGCUCCCAGUCAGCAAUGCGACCUCCCGUGCAUGGCUUCAGCGGCUGCAAAGCAGCCUCUCCGUGCAACCGCAGCAGGGGCAACCGCCACAGCCACAGAAACAGAAGGAGCCACAGGAGAAUGGGCAACAGGGUGAACAGCAGGAGCAGGGACGGCAGGGGCAGCACAAGGACCAGAGCGCCGGCCGGCAGGACGGCGACAAGCGGGACAAGCGGGAACAGAAAUUCGCGAAGCAGAACGAAACGACGUCGCACGCUUCUGGAUACGAACUUUUAACGCAGGAGCAGCAGCACGUGGGGAAACAGGCAGACGGGACGAGCUGGACGCUGUUCAAAGCUCAACAAGACAAGGCCUCAGAACAGCAGCAGCCGCAGCACGUGGGGAAACAGGUUGACGGGUCGAAAUUGACGCUGUUCAAAGCUCAGCAGGACAAGGCCUCAGAACAGCAGCGACAGGCCGCACCAGGCGUGCCGCCUCCUCCUGCUGCCACAGCCGCUGCUGCACGCGGUAAUGCUGCAAGUGGUGCCAGUGGUGACACUGCGACUGGCAAUACUACUGCCGAUGCCGAGGCACCCGUGACUGUGACUGCGGCCAAUGACGGUCCGGUUGCCAUCUGCCUCGUGGGCGGCGCUCGGGACUUCGAGGCCACGUGGCCGUCCAUCCUGCGCCACGUCAUCAGCCGCUAUCCGCCAGCUCACCUCUUCCUGCACUCGCCGCUGGACGAGCGCGCCAGCAAGCUGUGGGCGCUGCUGCUCGCCGCCCCUGCUACUCCCCCCAACACCACCGCCGCCUCCUCUGCUGCUAAUUCUGCUGCUGGUGCCGCCAGCAACAGCACAGAGGGUGCGGUGAGCAUAGCGGCGGUGCGCAUCUUCCCCAGUGCGGACAUCGCAGAGACGGAUGAGCACCGCGCGGUGCUCACCAGUAACGGCUCGCCACAUGGCAUCCAGGGUCUGCUGCAUUAUUUUCGUCUCGUGGAGGGCUGUAUCGAUCUCAUAUCCACCCACCAGCAGCAGCACAACAUCUCCUACCGCUGGGUCAUUCGCACGAGAGUGGAUGGCUACUGGACCGCACCCCCUCCCCUUCUCACCGCUCUCCACCCCUCCGCCUACACCAUCCCCUUCGGGUUCGACUGGGGGGGCCUCAACGACCGCCUCGGGAUUGGCUCCUGGGCGGCCUCUCAAGUGGCUCUCAGGCGUUUAUCCGCGUUACAAGACCUGUUCAGUGCUGGGUACAGGGCGCUGACGUCCGAGAAGGCGUUUCGGGCGCAGAUGGAGGUUGGAGGGGUGGUGGUGACGCGGAAGCAUUUCCAUUUCUGUGUGGUGACGCGGAGGCGGUCGAGAGGGGGUGAUGGGUGUGCUGCCAUGAUGUUUUCUACUGCCACCUAUGGGCCGCUGAAUGGGGCCAAGUGCCGGCCCUGCUCCUCCCCAUGUGCCGCUGAUGAUCAGGCGGCGGCGCUAAUCAACGCCGUGCGCGCUGCGGGCGGCAUGUACCGCCACCCGCUGCCGCCCGGGCUGCAGCUGUGCGACGCGAAGCAGGCGUGGGAGGGCGCGUGGGAGCGGCAGUUUGAUCGCGAUGUGGAGAAACAGCGCGGGGGGAAGACACUCAGCUGGCAGCGCCGCAACAUUGGGCGGGUUGCUGCCAGCCUCGCACACUGCACGGAGCAGUUUGAAAAGCUGAAGGCCAUGAGUGUGACGUGGGAGUCGCCUCCCCCAGUGGCGGUGUGCAUCCGGGCGCAACUGGGGGAGGUAGAGCUGCUGGGCAGCAAGACGGGGCAGUUCAACACCUUCACUUCGCUGCUCACUAGCAAAAGCUAG
This is a messenger RNA of Closterium sp. Naga37s-1, 1977 nucleotides long. Lineage: Eukaryota; Viridiplantae; Streptophyta; Zygnematophyceae; Desmidiales; Closteriaceae. The record is from the annotation of a GenBank genome assembly.